AUGAAAAACCUCGCCCCAGGCAAGAGCCCCGCAAAGCUCCUCGAGCCCCCACCACCCUCGUUCACCCGCCCGCCACCACCAACAUUGUCUUACGAGGACUUCCCGGACAUCGAGCUCAUCGGGAAUGGCACAAUGCUCGACCAAGGCUUCCCCUACCUCGCGCCGUUCUGCCCGACGGCCCCACAUCCGUUCAUCACGCACGACGUGACCGAGCACGACUGGCGGCAGUUCCUACACGACAUCCGCAUCGCAGGCUCGCUCUCGCCCACGAACCGCAUCGUCUCCGGGGUGCUGCCCAUGGCGUUCGGCUUCGGACUCAUACUAGGGCUGUUCGCGACGUUCGGCGUGGAGAACCACAUGCGGCGCAAGAAGAAGGGGCCAGUGUCGCAGCUGAUUGACCACUGGAACCACCUGUUCUUCCACCCGCGCUUUAUGCACAUAGCGCUCGAGAAGGGUCCCCGGGAUCGACAUUCUCGGCGGGGGCGGCCCCAGCUCAUCGACAAGAACUGGCGUCUUGUCAUUUCUUAUCGACCGCACGGCGGAGGAUGGUAG
Molecule: messenger RNA, 552 nt
Organism: Trametes versicolor FP-101664 SS1
Lineage: Eukaryota; Fungi; Basidiomycota; Agaricomycetes; Polyporales; Polyporaceae
Exons: 3
Coding region: 1-552 (183 amino acids)
Source: RefSeq, a predicted model, not a curated record